UGAUGUGGUCUUCUGCUGUUGUAGCCCAUCCACCUGAAAUGCUUUUCUGCUCACCACGGUUGUAAAGAGUGCUUAUUUGAUUUACUAUAUCCUUCUUGUCAGCUCAAACCCUUCUGCUCAUUCUCCUCUGACCUCCCUCAUCGACAAGGUGUUUCAGCCUUUGCACACAGGAUGGGUUUAUUUUUCUCGUUUUUUUUCCCCCUCACACCAUUCUGUGUAAACUCUACAGACUGUUAUAUGUGAAAACCCCAAGAGAUCGUCAGUUUCUGAAAUACUCAAACCAGCCCAUCUGGUCCCAACAAACAUGCCACUGUGAUUUUAUACAUUGUGUCGCUGCCACAUGAUUGGCUGAUUAGAUAACGAUAUAUAAAUGUGCAGGUGUAAAGGUGUUCCUAAUAAACUGGAAGAUGAGUGUACAUAUUGUCCUAUCAAAUUUAAACAGAAAUAUUGUUUUUUUUUUUUAUUAAUGUUGUACUGCCAUACUGUUGUCAAUAACACUAAGGGACAGGUACAAAAAGCUCUGAAACACCAAAACACUUUAAAGGAGUCCCUGUAAAACAGGUUACCACCUCAGUGUCAAGGAAAGGUACCGUUUGUGUACAGGAGUUUGUUUUCUCAGAGUGCAGCGAUAGAAAGUGUAGACCUCUGGCUAAUAUUUUUGACUGAAUAUAAUUUCUGUUGUCAUGAAUUGUUCAAAUGACUCUCAUGUCUGAGUGUGUAUUAAUACUGAAGGAUGAGUAAAGUGCCACAUUAGCACAGCUGUGUGAGGAGAAGUGUGCUCAGCGACUUGCUGCCGCGGUGUGAGGUGAAGCAGAAAUACAGCACAAUGGUUCUUGCUCUCGUUAUCGCGAGAUUGCAGCGUUUAGCGACCUGACAGAGGAGAGAGAGAGAGAGGGAGAGAGAGAGAGAGAGCAGCUCAACAACCGAGAAGUCGAGAAAGCAGCACCGAGAGACGCCGACAUCUGGCCCCACAUCAUGAAAACACGACAGAACAUCUGAGGAAGCAAGAAAAGCGUCGACAUUUCUGUUAUGAGAGAAGCAUGGAGUUCCCAGACCACAGCCGCCACUUGCUGCAGUGCCUUAGUCAGCAGCGCCAUCAGGGCUUCCUGUGCGACUGCACGGUGCUGGUUGGAGCGGCACGGUUCCGUGCGCACCGGGCCGUGUUGGCUUCGUGCAGCAUGUACUUCCACCUUUUCUACCGGGACCAGCUGGACACCCACGACGUGGUGCGACUGAACAGCGACAUCGUGACUGCGCCGGCGUUCAGCUUGCUCCUCGAGUUCAUGUACGAGGGGAAGCUCGAGUUCAGCACGCUGCCGGUGGAGGACGUGCUGGCCGCCGCCAGUUACCUGCAUAUGUAUGACAUUGUCAAAGUGUGCAAGGGAAGACUGAAGGAAAAGGAGCUGUGCUGUCUGGAUGAGAAACUUGUUGACAGCGUGAGUCUGAGCUGCCUGGAGAGAGAGAGCUUGCUUGACAGGGAGAUCGAGCCCAGCAAAAUCCCCCUGAGAGGCCAAAUGGCAGAUGACAUGGACAUGGAUGACAUCACAGAUUGCGAUAGGCCAGCACUGGCAAGGCAGAAGGCUAACGGUCACCUCAGUGGGUCUGCGGACCUUGUAGGUGUCAAUUAUGUGUCAGCCGAGGCCGAGGCCCGUGUGCGAACAGCUGGAAAAACGAAUGUGGACGUCAGCGGUGCCUCCCAAAGGUCCCGGGCCACCGAUGACACGGACAGUGCGCUGGACUUGUCUUUGAAGGCGCUGUCGGGCAGAGAUGUGGGACAGCUGGCCCUCGACAGGCAGCAGCAGGGCAUAGAGAUGCACGCUCGAGAUGAACACGGCACACUGUCAGUGAAGGAGGAGGGUGGGGGUGCCAGCUUUGGGAAUAGUGUGCCCAUGACAGGGUUCGAUGCCCUCUUUCGGGGCAAAAAUGGCACUCUGCUGCCCCCGGAGGAGCACCUGAUGAUGGAGGACGAAGAGGAGGAGGUGGUGGGGUUGGACGCUGAUGAAGAGGAGGAGGGGAUGAGAGCAAGGGUGGGGGUCUUAGUGGCACAAAGGGAACGUAGCCACAGCCGAGAGGGGAGCGAGGAGGCUCGAGGAAGAGGAGAAGUACACAGUGAGGAGGAAGAGGACGACGAUGAGCUGGCCUCCACGGACAUCACCGUGCUCCUGCCACCAACAGGCACUGUUCCAGUGUGUGUGUGCCCCCUAUGCAGUAAGGCAUUCCCAACACCUCAUGCUCUGCAGCCGCACCUCAGCUCGCACUUCCGCGAGCGGGAGGGCGCCCGCACCAAGCUCUCACCCGACGCUUCGGUGCCCACCUGUGCUCAGUGUGGAAAGACCUUCUCAUGCGCAUACACAUUAAAGCGGCACGAACGCACGCACUCGGGCGAGAAGCCCUACACGUGUGCCACGUGCGGCAAGAGCUUCCAGUACUCGCACAACCUGAGUAGGCACGCCGUAGUGCACACGCGUGAGAAACCUCACGCCUGCAAGUGGUGCGAGCGCCGCUUCACACAGUCUGGAGACCUGUACCGCCAUAUCCGCAAGUUCCACUGCGCCCUCGUCAAGACCCUCUCGAUCGGAUAAGCACACUCCUUUUCUACUCCCAAAGGCAGUUUGUGACCUACGUAUAUAAAGUAUUUAAGCAUAGAAGGGUGUCCUUCUCUAAACCCUACGCCACGGUGGUGUUUGGUGACUAUGCACUCGAUUGGCUGUAGAUAUGUUACAACUUAAAAUUGGAAAGUGUUUUAAUGCAGAGUUUAGGACUUAAAGGUCCUAUUGCAGUCCCUCCAUCCAAUGGAGAAGUGUGAAGUGAAGGUUUUUGAUGCACUUGGUCAGUCACUGGCAGCGUCUUCUGAAGUUUAAAUGAUAAAUAUGAGGGUUUUUUUGUUUUGUUUUGUUUUUUGUCGUGUCAUGUCAACAAUAUAAGAGUACAAGUUCUGAAGUAAGUGCAUUUCACCGAACGGAUGAAACAUUGUUUCGAAGCGAGAAAUUGAAACGUAGGUUAAGCGAUAUCAGCAAACGGAUUCAGUCAUAGCUUCAUAAUUCACAGAUUUCUGUUCGGGUUCAAGUCUUAUUUGCUGAAGCCGGAAUAGCCGAGAAGUUGGCAAUCAUUUGGCUGUCGCUUCGUCAUCACUUCGGGGGAAACAGGGUCAUGUGUUUUUCCUCUUGAAUUGGUUUCUGAAGUAAUAAAAUGUGCAGGUAGUUUUGCAAGGCCAAACUACUACCUUUAUUAUAACUAUCGCAGUUUUUUUCUGCAGUAACUAAAAAUAAGCGAGUUUGUUCUAUGGGAACUCUGGAUGGAGCCCAUUUUUUAAAAUGAAUUAGCUAGCAUUGUGUUCAUUUUGGUGGGUCUUUAUUAAUCCUAUUAUCUGGAAACACUAACAAUUUGACAAAAAAAAAAAAAAAAAAAAUUCUGGUGGAACAUGAAUGUUAGAGACUUUAUAUCUUUUCAUUAACUUUCUCCUUUCGUCCAACCUAACACUUUUGAGUUAUUUGUGUUGGUUAAGUUUAGGGGUUUUUCGUUUUGUUUCGUUAUAAUGACAAGAAGCACUAAAAAUCCACGUAAUACCGUUUCAUUUUUUUUUUUUUUUUCCUGAGAAAACUUGAUUAGAAUUAUUUAUUAGUUCUGUUGGUUCAGGGUUUACUGUAAACAUCUGAAGUAUAGACAGUUGUGCUAGUUCCUAAUAUGUCCUAUGGGUACUGUUUCGGCUACACUGAAUGGAUUGAUUGUAAAAAAAAAAAUCAGUUGCUGUAUAUCAUCAUAUGGUUUAUCAUUUCACUGUAACUUGUGUAGAUAAGCCAUUUUUAAUCACUGUUCGUCAAGAGUUGACUCCAGAAACGCUAAGACGCACUUGCUUCGUGCAUACAUAGACUGUACAUACAACACUGAUGUUCUGUAGGCUGCUAUUUCUAACUGUAUAUUUAUUGUAAAUAUGCAUUUUUAUUUAUCUUUGUUCUCUUUGACAACAUCUGGAAUCUCAAAUCUCUUGACUUACGAAGUCGAAGUCUUCCCUUGUUUUGUUGGUCUGUUUUAAAGCCUGUAAUGCUGUAACGCCGUGACAGAUGUAGCAGAUCCAGAAGCACAAUGUCAACAAGACUCGUAAUAGCUGAACAGUCCCUACAAUUUAAAAAAAAAAAAAAAAUACAUUAUCCCAGGUAUUUAUUUAGUGAGUAACAAAUCACGUUCUGCUCUAAAACUAUUGGAAGUGUUCCAAACACAAGUUUCUGCCACCAGUGCUGUUUAUCGCAAUAUUUCCUGCAAAAACGAUAUAACCGAAACAUUAGAGUGGGUAAGGAUGUGAGCAUACGCGUGCGAUUCUCACUGACGAGACUACACUCUGAAACCGUUUAGUCUUUGUUGCACAUUUGUUGGGCAGCUGUUUAAAAAGUAGCUUUGAAUUCGUUUAAGUUUGUCCGAGCUCCGUGUAUGUUUAAGGGGCUUCAGUUGGAAGUUCUCUGUGGAACAUUGGAAAUUAGUGGAACUUACUAGAACAACUCUUAUUCAGAGAAUGGUGUACUUAUAUUAUUACUAGGUAGAACUGGAAAGUGGGGGUGCAUCUCAAUCAGCUCCCUAGGUCAUGAAUCAGUAUGUCAUAUGACAUAAAUGUCACAGUGGCCUAAUGUUUCUGACAUUAUAUGUCAUGUAAGAGUGUUAGCAUAAGCGCAAACAUGUUUCUGGCAUGGUACUUCAAUCAGGAUUGUAGGCUAGCUAGGGGAUUUUUUUUUUUUAAAUCAUUAAACACUUAAAAGUCGUUCGACUCAAACAAACCAUAUAUGGUUAAAAAUCACUAAUGUAAGUAAUCAUUUGAGAGCCACAACGAUAACAAGCUACGUACAUUUGUAGGCUUCGGAAAACAUGAUGUCAUUUCCAGUAAGGGAACGUCGUGAGCAUCGGUGCUCCUUGGUUUUUGUGGUGCAUUUUGGGAUUUUUUAGGGAGCCAACGUUCUGGUACGCUGGAAUGAUUUAGCGAUUGAGACAGCCCUUAAAAUGGCCCGACUACCGAACUCGGGCGCGGAUUGAGACGCAACCCUAGGUCUUUUUCAGAUUUGAUGCAGCUAAUACUGAUGAAUUGUUGUAGGUGCUUUAUUUGAAAUGCGUGUGUUGAUAUGAAUCUCAAUGGAGUCAGAUUCCUAUGUUGAAGUAAUAUGCAUGGACUCGAUCUACACAGUAUGUGCCUUGUCGACACAUUAAUCCAACAGCAAAUUCAUUAUCGGGCAUUACUGUGGGCCUGUAAUUAUUCAUUCUGUUACUAAUGGCGCAAAAAAAAAAAAAAAGAAGAAGCAACACAAGGUGGUAAGAUUUGUGUUUGCUUUUCAUGUUUGAAUUGAAGGUACAAUAAGAGUGUUUUUAUGACAUAAAAUCUUGCAAAAUGUUAAAAGAACAGAAUCCGAUAUUAUAAUAUUAGGCUGUGUAUAGUACGUAGAGGAAACUGGUGCGUCAUACUUGAAGUCACUUCCUGUUCGGAUGCAGUCGUGUGAUCAGCAGUGAGGCAAUAUUUAACAUAUUAUCACAUAUGACCAGCAGGAGCGUAACUAUGGAUAACGCGAGCACCUAAGAUGUGCUUCGGUUUGAAAAAUCGAGCCAUUACUUAAGGCACGAGUAUGUUUUUCUUCAACGAAAGUGUGUAUGUAAACAUUAAUACUGGAAUAUCGUCUUCUAAAGUUCAGACUGUGAAACUGUAUAAUCAUAAGAGUUAUUUAUUGAUUUCUUUCUUGUGCAAAUAUUUUACUGAGUUUGACUUAAGUAAUGAAAGAUGCUACUAAACGGAGAACAUUUUUAAUAGACUUUGUAGAAGUGCCAUUAGAUUUAAUAUAAUUGUUUUGAUAAGAAACGUAUAUUUUAUAGGAAACAGAUGCUUUGACGUUAGUGCUGUAGUGAAUGUAGGUGACAAUCUGGUUGAUUUUAAAAGCUUGUUGGCCUUAUUUUUUUUUUUUCUUUUUGACAGAUUAACGCUGUUAUGUUUGUUUGUGCUUUUUAUUUGCCGCUUUUGACGUGUACCCGUGUGUGUGCUGUGGAAAAAGUGACAAUCUUGAGCUAGGACUUUUAUUUCGAUUCUGUAUAGAUUAAAUAGAGAAUUUUAUGUCA
Molecule: messenger RNA, 6084 nt
Organism: Ictalurus furcatus (blue catfish)
Lineage: Eukaryota; Metazoa; Chordata; Actinopteri; Siluriformes; Ictaluridae
Gene: zbtb42
Product: zinc finger and BTB domain containing 42
Exons: 2
Coding region: 1041-2582 (513 amino acids)
Biological process (GO): regulation of transcription by RNA polymerase II
Cellular component (GO): nucleus
Molecular function (GO): DNA-binding transcription factor activity, RNA polymerase II-specific; protein binding; RNA polymerase II cis-regulatory region sequence-specific DNA binding
Source: RefSeq, a predicted model, not a curated record